This is a messenger RNA of Tachyglossus aculeatus (Australian echidna), 7067 nucleotides long. It is a transcript of the gene ARHGAP21, whose product is annotated as Rho GTPase activating protein 21. Gene Ontology annotation, biological process: signal transduction; Golgi localization. The coding region runs from base 86 to 6172 and encodes 2028 amino acids. Gene Ontology annotation, molecular function: protein binding. The transcript is spliced from 26 exons. The record is from RefSeq and is a predicted model, not a curated record. Lineage: Eukaryota; Metazoa; Chordata; Mammalia; Monotremata; Tachyglossidae.
GGCCCGAGGGCCCCGGGCCGCCUUUUGUCUGGGCUCCCUUGGGCUUCCCAAUGAGGACGCCGCCUUUGUAACUGGAAAUGAAAUAAUGGCGACCCGCCGGACAGGGCCACCCGACGGAGAUGGAGCCCCGCAGCCGCCCCGCGGGGCGCCGGCCGGAGAGGUGUCAAAAAAUAAAGAUGGAAAAGAUCAGAGUGAAGCAGCCUCUCCAUCGGAGGAUGAACCAUUCGCGUGGCCGGGUCCGAAAACGGUUCUAUUGAAGAGGACGUCCCAGGGCUUUGGAUUUACAUUACGGCACUUUAUUGUGUACCCGCCAGAGUCUGCCGUUCAGUUUUCGUAUAAGGAUGAAGAGAAUGGAAACAGAGGAGGAAAGCAAAGGAACCGAUUGGAGCCAAUGGACACCAUAUUUGUCAAACAAGUGAAAGAAGGAGGACCUGCUUUUGAAGCUGGAUUAUGCACAGGUGAUCGAAUUAUAAAAGUCAAUGGAGAAAGUGUUAUUGGAAAGACCUAUUCUCAAGUAAUUGCUUUAAUUCAGAACAGUGACAGCACUUUGGAACUUAGUGUUAUGCCAAAAGAUGAAGACAUCCUCCAAGUGCUACAGUUUACAAAGGAUGUCACAGCACUGGCUUACUCCCAAGAUGCCUACUUGAAAGGCAACGAAGCCUACAGCGGCAAUGCCCAUAACAUACCAGAACCACCCCCGAUUUUGUAUCCAUGGAUAGCAGCUGCCUCGUCCGGGAUGGCAGAGGCCCUUGAGGUAUCUCCUCCCGAAUCUUCAUGGGGGAAGCAGCAAACCCCCGCCCCAGUACUGACUCAACCAGGACGCGUCUAUAAAAUGGAAAUACAAGUGCCUCCGUCACCAACCGGUAUUGCAAAGUCCAACACAGCCGUAUGCGUUUGCAAUGAGACCGUAAGGACUGUCAUUGUGCCUUCUGAGAAGACUGUAGAGCUGCCCCCUAGUAGAACCAACCACACAGGCCCGUCAAAUAGAACUGAAGAAGUGCGGUAUGGCCUGAGCGAUCAGGCCACUUUAAAAAUGAUGUCGAGGACUGAGCCACCGUCAUCUUCAGACUCUUCCGUUCGUUUAGUUCACCCGACUCCAGGUCCUAGACCCGGAGACCCCGCUGGGAUUCCACUCAAACCCGGAAACUAUGGUGGGCAUCCAGAUAGGCUCCCAAACAGUAGCCCUCAAGGGGUGGACUCCCCCUCUGUUGCAACCAAUCACUAUUCUCCAAAUUCCCAUCAGCACAUAGACUGGAAAAACUAUAAAACUUACAAGGAGUAUAUUGAUAACCGGCGUUUGCACAUUGGCUGCCGAACGAUACAGGAAAGACUAGACAGUCUAAGAGCAGCCUCUCAGAGCACACCACAUUAUAGUAGUCAGGGGGUGCCAAACCGCACUGCUCUGCAGGUGCGACGCAGAAGCACCUCUCACGAUCGAGUCCCUCCGUCAGUUCAGGUCCGUCAACGCAGCGUGUCCCAGGAGAGGCUGGAGGAUCCCGUCCUGAUGAAGUACUGGCCCAGAAGUGCCUCCCAGGGGGCAAUAACAUCCUCUUCGAUUAGUUUCCACAACCAUAGGACCCGUUCGUGGGAUUAUCUUGGGGGCCAGGGGGAUGCUGUAGAGAACAGCAGUGCUGAGCAUCUUCCCCCCGAUUCAAAUGGAGACAAGAAACAGACUUACAAAUGGACUGGGUUUACUGAGCAGGAUGAUCGGAGAGGUAUUUAUGAAAGAUCCAGAAAGCAGGCGUGUCAUAUGUCUUUUCGGGGUUCGAAUUUCCCCGGGCCUUCAGGUGUUUUUCAUUCGGACAGUACGCGGAUAAGUGGGAGAGGAGUGGGAUCUAUGUCUCCGUUCCAAAAAGGUCCCCCGGAUAAAGCACCCCUGCAGUCGACCAGGGACUUCCAAGCUUCUUGCGGAAUGCCUCCGUCCAGGGGUAUUUCUCAGGACAGGUCACCGGUUCUGAAAGGCAGGAGUAACUCGCCAAAGGCCCCUCCUAUAUAUGCGGCCAAACCCUCAGUGAACCAGAACUCGUUCAUUGCCCCCCACGACCAAAGACCGGUAAAUCACCCGCAUCCGAGUAACCGGCUAAAUCAACAAUCCAGGUUGAGAGCCGAAGGGGCCGCAGACCACAAAGUGGAUCCUGGGAAACCGUCCCCGUCGUCUGUGGCUUCCACCAGGCCUGUUCUUCUAGCGAGGGAGAGCUCUCUUACCUCGGUUCACUCGGAAGCUGCCACCAAACGAAAGAGUCAGGACUUCGAAAAGGGAAAAUCGCCAGAGGCUGAAAUGCAGUCCCCGGAGGCUGAAAUGCGGUCACCAGAGGCUGAAAUGCGGUCGCCGGAUGGUCUAGAAAACAGAGAGACGGUUGUCUUGAGGGAAAAGCCUCCGUCUGGUCGCCAAACCCCACAGCCUUUGAGACACCAGUCAUAUAUCCUGGCAGUAAAUGACCAAGACACUGGAUCCGACACUACCUGCUGGCUACCUAAUGAUGCCCGUCGAGAGGUCCAUAUAAAGAGAAUUGAGGAAAGGAAGGCAUCGAGCUCCAGCCUACCUGGCGAUUCCUUGGCAUCCAUUCCAUUCAUAGAUGAGCUGACUAGCCCUAGCAUUGACCAUGAUAUUGCACACAUUCCUGCUUCUGCUGUUAUUUCGGCGUCCACGUCUCAAGUACCCACCCUAGCAUCAGGCCCGGCCAGCCUCACGCCUCCAACCCCUUUAAUUCGACAUCGGCUUUCACCUGACCACGAUGAGCCAACUAGCCCUAGCAUUGAUCGUGAUAUCGCACACAUUCCUGCCUCUGCUGUUAUUUCUGCAUCAACAUCUCAAGUACCCACGCUCGCAUCAGGCCCUCCCAGCAUCACAACGUCAGUCCCUUUAAUUCGACGUCAGCUAUCUCAUGACCAUGAAUCCGUGGGGUCUCCUCUCCUAGAUGCCCAGUCCGGUGCUAAAACUGAGAGGUCGAAGUCGUACGAUGAAGGGCUGGAUGAUUAUAAAGAAACAGGAUUGUCUUUUCAGCCUUCUAGCCUGAAAGGAAUCAAGGUUUUAGACAGCCAAAAGUCUUCAGAAGAUUCUGAAUCUAGAAAAGAUUCCUCUUCAGAAGUUUUCAGUGAUGGUGCAAAAGAAGGCUGGCUCCAUUUCAGACAACUGGUUACAGAUAAAGGGAAGCGAGUUGGAAGCAUUCGGCCAUGGAAACAGAUGUACGUUGUCCUUCGGGGCCACGCGCUUUACUUGCACAAAGAUAAGAAGGAGCAAACAACUCCAUCUGAAGAAGAACAACCCAUCAGCGUGAACGCGUGCUUGAUUGACAUCUCCUACAGUGAAACCAAGAGGAAAAAUGUAUUUAGGCUGACCACUUCAGACCACGAGUACCUAUUUCAGGCGGAGGACAGAGAUGACAUGCUGGCAUGGAUCAAGACCAUCCAGGACAGUAGCAACCUGAACGAAGAGGACACUGGAGUUACUAAUAGGGAUCUAAUUAGCCGGAGAAUUAAGGAAUAUAGCAGUCUGAUGAGUAGCAAAGCAGAGCCAUUGACAAAAACACCUCGCCCAAGCAUCAGGCAGACUUUGCUUGGCACUAAAUCGGAACCAAAGACACAGAGUCCACAUUCUCCAAAGGAAGAGUCAGAAAGGAAGCUCCUCAGCAAAGAUGAAACCAGUCCCCCAAAAGGCACCUGGAGAAAAGGGAUCCCCAACAUCAUGCGCAAAACCUUUGAAAAGAAGCCGACUGCAGCAGCAACAUUUGGCGUCAGGUUGGACGACUGUCCCCCAGCUCAUAACAACAGGUACAUUCCACUAAUAGUAGACAUAUGCUGCAAAUUGGUCGAAGAAAGGGGACUCGAGUACACGGGGAUCUACCGAGUUCCGGGAAAUAAUGCAGCCAUUUCAAAUUUACAAGAAGAACUGAACAAGGGCAUGGUGGACAUUGACAUUCAUGAUGAAAAAUGGCGAGAUCUGAAUGUAAUAAGUAGUUUGCUGAAGUCGUUUUUUAGAAAACUCCCCGAACCGCUUUUCACGAAUGAUAAAUAUGCAGACUUCAUUGAUGCAAAUAGGAAAGAAAAUCCUCUUGAGCGCCUGAAAACUUUAAAGAGGCUGAUCCACGACUUGCCUGACCAUCACUAUCAAACGCUUAAAUUUCUCUCCGCUCACCUGAAGACUGUGGCAGAAAACUCUGAGAAAAACAAGAUGGAACCCAGGAACCUAGCUAUAGUGUUUGGUCCUACCCUGGUUAGAACCUCAGAAGACAAUAUGACAAACAUGGUCACACACAUGCCUGACCAGUACAAAAUUGUAGAGACCCUCAUUCAACAUCACGACUGGUUUUUCACCGAAGAAGGUGCCGAAGAGCCCCUCACAACUGUACAGGAGGAAAACACUGUAGAAUCUCAGCCUGUGCCAAACAUAGAUCAUUUACUCACCAACAUUGGAAGGACGGGAGUCUCUCCUGGAGACGUAUCAGAUUCAGCCACUAGUGACACAGCCAAAUCUAAGGGUUCUUGGGGAUCUGGAAAGGAUCAGUAUAGCAGGGAACUGCUUGUAUCCUCCAUCUUUGCAGCUGCAAGUCGGAAGAGAAAGAAAACAAAAGAGAAAGCCCAACCGAGCAGCUCAGAAGAUGAAUUAGAUAAUGUGUUUUUCAAGAAGGAAAUUGCAGAACAGUCUCACGGUGACGCCACUAAAAAAGAUGGUGACGGGCUGGGAAGAAAACAAAGGGUCUCGAUUUCGAAAGAAAGCAGUACUAAAAAAGACCCGCAUGGGGCAAAAGACAAGAAAAUGUCCCUAAGAAAAGGAAGCACGGGGUCUGAAGAACCCUCCCCGCCGUACAGCUCAAAGCACGCCAAGUCUCCCAAUCUCAGCUGCCGCUUGACCGCUCCGAGGGAUGAUCCAAAAACCCCGGUGCCGCAAACCUCCUCUCAGCUGGAGGAGACUGUGUCUGACUCCGGCACCCUGCUGAGCACUUCAUCCCAGACUUCCCUGCCCCGAUUUUCCGGUAAGAAACUGACCAGCCCAGAAAUGAAACGGGGUGAGUUUUUUGCCAACGUCACCUCGGACUAUUCGACCGCCUCAUCCACCACGUACCAGGCGGGCCUCGACUCGAGCAGGCUGAGCCCGGAGGUGCAGUCGGUGGCGGAGAGCAAGGGGGACGAGGCGGACGACGAGAGGAGCGAACUGGUCAGCGAAGGCCGCCCCGUGGAAACGGAUAGCGAAAGCGAAUUCUCCAUUUUCACCCCGAGCUUUGCCUCCGACAGAGCCUUCAGGGGGAAGAUGCAAGAGACGGCCAAGACGAGCCGGCGAAACUCGGAAGGAAGCGAGGUGAACUGUACCGAGGGUAGCCUCACCCCAAAUCUGGACGGCCGCAGGCAACAGUUCAGUUCCCACAGACUGAUCGAAUGUGAUACGCUGUCUAGGAGGAAGUCUGCUCGGAUCAAGUCAGACAGCGAAGGCCCGGGGGAUGGCAAGAUGGAGCGGGAGACCCCGUCGGUGACGAAGAUGUUUGACGUGAUGAAAAAAGGAAAAUCAACGGGGAGUUUGGUCCUGUCUGCCAGAAGCGAGUCUGAGAAGCAGGAGCCCACGUGGAGGAUUAAAAUCACCGACCGGCUAAAACUGCGGCUCAAGGCGUCGGCCGACGACAUGUUUGGGAUCGGAAGUCAGAAGGCCGGUUCGGCGGACAGCGCCAAGAGGAAAAACAUCAGGCGAAGGCACACCCUUGGAGGGCAGAGGGAUUUUGCUGAGAUCAGUGUUCUGAAUGCUUGGAAAGUCCACGAGGGGAGCCCGAGCAGGGAGAGGGAGUUUGAACUGUCCGCCGUGAAUCGGUUGAAGCCCAAGUGUCCGGCCCAGGACCUCUCCAUUUCGGACUGGCUCGCCCGGGAGCGUUUGCGCACUAGCACAUCGGACUUGAACGCGGGGGAGAGCGGAGACCCCAGGCUCGGGAACCCGAGCCGGGCGGACGUGUCUGGGGCGGACCUCCCUUUCUCCGUCCAGCUUCGAGCAGACGAAGGCAGCUCCCCCAGCACCUUGACUUUAGCCAGCCGGCCCUGUCUCUCCACCCCGUCGCAGGCCCCCGACCAGAUCAAUGGUGAGAGCUUCCAGAACAUGAACAAAAACAACUUCAGCGCUGCCGUUGACGCCCAUCCUCACAAACUGUCUGGAACCCAGGUCGUUAAGUCACGAUUCUAUCAGUACCUUUGAACCCGGGACUGACGUCUAAGCACAGCUACACAAAGAGCCACUGUUACAUGUUCCAGUAACCCUGUAUAUAUUUUCCUGUACCAGAAUUGUUAUUAUUAUACAGCCUUCAUUUGGGCUGAUUUCACCGAUAUGCACUGUGGAAAGUCUUUACGGUGCAUCACUACAGCCAGAAGAACAUAAAAUUAAGAGCAUAUAUGUAUAUGUAUAUAUACACACAUAUAUAUGUGUGUGUGUAUAUAUAUAUAUAUAUAUAUUUGAAAAGUAUAUCAGAUGGUUGCAGACAAAUAAGUGAAUUAUCUGCUGUGACACGCUAUGUAGUGUAUACAAGGUUUUAUGACGGAAGAUUGCUGAAUACCACAGCUGGCAUUAGUAUGCAGAAAACUUGUUCCUUUGGUUUAGUCACUAACAAAAGUGCCUCAUCAUAAAAAUUCAUUUGGCUUAUUAGGGUGCCAUAUUGUUUAUUGUUAAAUUAGAGAACUCACCGCGAACACAUGGAUGCGUUUUGUGGGAAACACGUUGCGUUACAGUGUAUCGAUUUUAAAAACAGAUGGAUACAGAGCUUCCAUUCUUUAGGCAUUCCAGUUGGAUCUCUGAGUUUUAUAUUCCAAUUUUAAUACCGUUUUUGAGUUUUGUGUGACUUGAAUUUUUAAUCUUUCUGUAAAAGAAGUAACUUAAAUGAACAUAUUAUAUGUGUAUCUGUUCUUCAGGUACCAGAUUUGAUUUAAUGUUGUUUAACAUAAGCGUGUAAAGGCGUGUAAAUAGUGGAUCCUGGAUGCAACUGGCUUCUUUUAUUCAGAAGAAUAAAAAUCUGCAUGAAGACUGAAUGAAUCCGAACCCGUGUUAUGCCUGUGUGCAUACAAGUAAACACUGGAAAUAAAAUUAAAGUUUUGGUGAA